AUGUUCACUUCCCUGUCGCUCUUUGCUUUCGCUGUCGCGCUCGUUGCGCCCUCCACUGUGAACGCACAUGGUUAUGUUCACAGCAUUGAAGCAGGUGGCAAGAACUAUUCCGGGUGGCUUCCAUUCACCGACCCUUACGAGUCGCCUGUCCCUAAGCGCAUCGUUAGGAAGGUUCCCGAUGACGGUCCCAUUCUUGACGUGACCUCGUCGGACAUCGCAUGCAACAAGGGCGGCGAGUCUCCCGCGGGUCUCGUCGCCACUGCCGCUGCUGGAAGCAAAAUUGUCUUUGACUGGCUGUCUUGGCCUGCUGAUCACUUGGGCCCGGUCUCCACUUACAUGACUUCCUGCGAUGGCCCUUGCACCAGUUUUGACGCUUCCAACGCCAAAUGGUUCAAGAUCGAUGCUGCCGGUUACUCUAACGGCAAGUGGGCUUCCGCGCAGCUCAUCGACAACGGCUUCCAGUGGACCAGCACUAUUCCCAGCGGCCUCAAGCCCGGUGACUACUUGAUCCGCAACGAAAUUAUCGCCCUUCACGACGCCAACCAGCCUCAGUUCUACCCCAGUUGCGCUCAGCUCUCCGUGACUGGCAGUGGUACCCAGACUCCCUCCGGCUCGGAGUUGGUUUCGAUUCCUGGAGUCUACAACAAUGUGAAGUUCCCCGAUAUUUGGUCCGACAGCUUCAAGAGCUUCACCAUUCCUGGCCCCGCUCCUGCCUUCUCCGGAUCGGGGAGUGGCUCCGGGGCCAGCGGCCCUGCCCCCUCGUCCACGAAGUCCUCCGCGACUGCUUCCUCCACUCACGUUACCUCCGCUGCCGCUUCCUCCGCGGAGGCUUCCACCUCGGCGAGGUCGGCUCACGUUUCGACGUCUGUCCAUACAUCUGCUACAGAUUCUGUGACGUCUUCGAUCGCUACUUCCUCGGCCUCCGCGUCGACUGGCCGGUGCAAGUCGAAGGCUCGCCGUAGCAUGGUCAAGCGCCAUGUCUCUCACCUCGCCAAGAGGCACCAUUGA
This is a messenger RNA of Dichomitus squalens LYAD-421 SS1, 1008 nucleotides long. RefSeq lists its product as uncharacterized. The transcript is spliced from 7 exons. Bases 1 to 1008 code for a protein of 335 amino acids. The record is from RefSeq and is a predicted model, not a curated record. Lineage: Eukaryota; Fungi; Basidiomycota; Agaricomycetes; Polyporales; Polyporaceae.